Knipowitschia caucasica is the source of this 1665-nucleotide messenger RNA. The record is from the annotation of a GenBank genome assembly. NCBI's taxonomy places the organism in Eukaryota, Metazoa, Chordata, Actinopteri, Gobiiformes, Gobiidae.
AUGGCAGAAUGGAACGACUUCCACAAAGGCGAGGAGGAUGAUGAAGAGCAGGAGGGUGGAGAGCUGGAUGGAGGAGACUACAAGACGACUGGCAGAGACAGUCUGGUGUUUCUAGUCGAUGCCUCAAAGGAAAUGUUUAUUAAAGGAGAAGAUGGAGAACCCUCAAACUUUGACAUGACUAUGCAGGUGGUGCGGAGUGUCUACACCAGUAAGAUCAUCAGCAGCUACAGAGAUCUGAUAGCUCUGGUUUUCUACGGCACGGAACAGAGCAAGAACCCCACAAACUCCUUCAAGAACGUCUAUGUGUACCAUGAUCUCGACGAGCCCGGUGCCAAGCGGGUGCAGGAGGUGGAUGCUCUGCGUGGGUCUAAAGGGGCGGAGCUGGCAGCUGAGACCAUGGGCAGUGGGGAGACCUCUCUGGGUGCCGCCUUGUGGUGUUGUGCCAAUCUGUACAGCGACAUCAAACUGCGGCUGUCCCACAAGCGCCUCAUGCUCUUCACCUGCAGAGACGACCCACACGGAGGGGACAGUGCCAAGGACCGACAAGCCCGCACCAAAGCCGGAGACCUCAAAGAGACCGGUGUCGUCAUUGACUUGAUGCAUUUGAUGAAGCCAGGAGGCUUUGAUGUCUCGCUGUUUUUCCGGGACGUCAUUAGUCCACCAGAGGACGAGAGCGAGCUGGGGUUGCAGCUGGAGCCUUGUGACAAACUGGACGAUCUCCAGAAGAGAGUGAGGGCGAAGGAGCAGAAGAAACGUGCCAUGGCCAGGAUCAAGCUGUGUCUUGGUGGCGAGGUCAAAAUAGCGGUGGGGGUUUAUGCUACUGCUGUUCAAGCUCGAAAACCUGGAGCCAUCAAACUGUACCAAAAAACCAACGAGCAAGUCCGCAGUAAGAGCCGCAUCUUCCACACGCAGACCGGGAGUCUCCUGCUGCCCAGUGAAAUAAAGAAGGCCCAGGUGUACGGGAAAAAGCAGAUUGUGCUUGAGAAAGACGAAGUGGACUCCUUGAAGAAGUUUGGCGAUCCCGAGUUGUACCUGAUGGGCUUCAAACCUAUGGAAAAGCUCAAAGUGCAUCACCACAUCCGCCCGUCCGUCUUCAUCUACCCAGAGGAGGGCGAAGUCAAAGGGAGCUCGUGUCUGUUCUCCGCUCUCCUGAAGAAGUGCACAGAGAAGGGCGUGUUUGCCCUGUGCCGCUGCAUCGCUCGCCGGAACAGCCCCCCGCGCUUUGUGGCCCUAGUGCCCCAAGAGGAGGAGCUGGACCAGGGCCACGUCCAAGUCACACCUCCAGGAUUCAAUGUCAUCUAUUUGCCGUUUGCCGAUGACGUGCGGACCUGGACCCCCCUCAGAGCCCUGCCUAAAGUGGACCAAAUGGACCAGCGCCUUGGCAUUCUCGCGGAUGAGUUCAGACAAAUGGUUUACCCAGACCACUACAAUCCAGACGCCAAACCAGGAGCAAAACGUAAAACUGAGACCAACGGCGGUGGAGCUGAGAAGAAACCCAAAGUCGAGGUUCCGGAGGACGAACUCCGAGCCCACGCCACGAAUGGGACCCUGGGAAAGCUAACCGUGCCUGUGCUGAAGGACGCAUGCAAACAGUUUGGGAUCCGCACCACAGGAACCAAGAAGCAGGACCUCGUAGACGCUUUAUUAGCCAAGCUGGGUCCUUGA